GAAUAUGUUUAUUCUCGUCCUGACGUCAUCACAGCCGGUGUAUCAAUCUUUCAUCCUCAAUUACGUGACCUUUUACAGCCUGGAUAUGAGAAAGGAAAGGUGAUGUUCGUUCAUGGGUCGGCUAUCGAAUGUGUCGAUUUCGAUUCAAUGAAAGGGCCGACGCAAUUCUGUUCCUUAGACUUUGAUGCCGUUUGCUUAACGACAGGAUCCGGCUUACUUGCUGCAGGAGGAGAGCACUCAGAAUUGGACAUCAGGCCUUUAUUACCGCCUCCUCAAGGUGAGGCAUCAUCAUCAUCGUCCCAUUUCCGCAAUCAGCGAUAUACACCACGAUGGCAUCUACGAACACCUACAGGGGGCAGUAUAAAUAACAGUAUAUGCAUUCAACCCGAGCCAAAACCAAAGCCAAGUACGAUACGUGGUGUAGUAUUCGAUGAAGAGAAAGGCUCAAAAGAAGCGGCUCCCUUGGAACAGAAAUUGGGGCAUCGAGAGAAGCGGAGAAAGGAAAAUCUGGGAAACAAGUCUAAUAGCUCUGCUUGGAAACGAGAUGAGCCAUGGGGAAGGCCAGGAGAGGAAGCUACGCCAGAUCAGGAGGGAGAAGGCUCAGAACAAGCAAUUGGGAUACCUGGAAAAGAAGGUGAACCUACUAUCAAUAAAGCAUCUCGAUCCAACACGAUCCGUCUGAUGAUAAGCAACAAUGACCGAAGCCUGAAAGCAUUCCGGCUAAGACCGCCUACACGAAAUCGGACACCGCAAAAUGAAUGUGUGCAAUCGGAACGCAUCGAGAGUGGCUUGCCAGGCUUGAGCAGAACGCAAAUCAUCGCAUUUCCUACUUGCAUAAAUCACUCCUCCUUCUCGCCCGAUGGAAGGCACGUCGUUUCAGUUGGAGACACACCAGAAGUAUUUCUGUUCAGCGUUCAUCCUAUCACGAGCGAAUUAAGCAAGAUUGCAACAUAUACCGCCUCUUCAGAUGCAUCCUUUAGUACAACAUGGUCGCCAGACGGUAUGCAGUUCGCUGUUGCAUCGCAAGAUGGCAUUGUAUCCGUUUGGGACGUACGUUCUUCCAAAAAGAUUGCAGCCCUGCAAACGACACAAUUUUCCGAUUUGUACGGUGCAGGAGCAGCACGAGUUGUCAAAUGGAGUCCAAGAGGUGAUGUCUUGGCUUUUAGUGAACAACAAAAUUAUAUACAUAUCGUCGAUACAAUCACUUUUGAGAUCGUACAGCGAAUUCGGUUGCCAACUUUGGCAAUGAAUGAACCGAGUUCAACAAGUACAGAGGAAGCCAUUCCUACAAACGAAGAAUGGCUGGAAACUACUUCUCCAGCUCGAUUCACCAGUGCCAAUCGAGCGACCGCGUCAAACGAAGGCUCAAACCUAUCUCGUCAAUGGCCCAGUGGAAGACGAUAUAGGGAUUUAGGCAAUCUUCAUUCAACACGUUCAGGCUUAGACCGAGCCCUUCUUGGGGAUUGGAUCAGUGCUCGUCGUAGUCCAUUGAAUGUAACAGAUCGUGGAUCAGGUGUUUGGUCAAUCGGACCAAAUGUUGGAGGUCGAUUGAGAAGGAGAGAUGAUUCAAAUGUGGAAAUCUCUGGCUUGACUUGGGAUCCUGAUGGUGAUCAUUUGUAUAUCUCCACUUCUGAGCUGAUUGCAAGGUAUACGGUGAUCGAUCUACGCAGAUCGUUCGGUCAGGCUUCUGUGCGCUAA
This is a messenger RNA of Meira miltonrushii, 1698 nucleotides long. Its product is annotated as WD40 repeat-like protein. Gene Ontology annotation, molecular function: protein binding. Lineage: Eukaryota; Fungi; Basidiomycota; Exobasidiomycetes; Exobasidiales; Brachybasidiaceae. The transcript is spliced from 4 exons. The record is from RefSeq and is a predicted model, not a curated record. The annotation marks the transcript as partial.